Messenger RNA from Coregonus sp. 'balchen', 17208 nucleotides. The record is from the annotation of a GenBank genome assembly. NCBI's taxonomy places the organism in Eukaryota, Metazoa, Chordata, Actinopteri, Salmoniformes, Salmonidae.
CAACCGAUACCGCUAAAGUCAGUGGAGCAAUCGGACUGCGAUGGCGGUGGAGGCGAUUUCUCCUGACUGGGAAUUCGAUCGAUUUGACGAUGGGUCUACAAGUAAGUAGCUUUUAGUUAGCUUGUUAACUAUCCGGAUAGAAAAGUAUGAUUUGCUUUCUCGUCAAAUUCGCAUGGACUUGAAGCCAGGCUAAUUAGCUUGAGUGGCUAGCCACUUACGUUAGCUAGUUGUCUGGACCAGCUUCGCUUUGCCUGAGCUGCAAUGUUUUUGUUUUCUUACCAGAAGCUAACGUUAAAGCUCCUGUCAAAUGUCAGAAGUAAGCCAGUUAGCUAGCUAGCUAGCUAGGUAAUUGAUUAUAUUUUGCAGUGGUUGGUUAAUAGUUAUAGCAAAACGUCUUCCUAAUCCUAGUGUUGUUGUUGCACAAUACUGGCCAGCAACAGGCCUGUCUCUUCCUUGGCUUUUUCCUCAACUGGCUGUCAUGUUGAAUUCAUUAUCUAGGUAACCAUUGCCUCACACAGCUAGAUUUUCAGGAAAGUUACUGUGCACUUUUGACCCAUAAAUAAAAAAGCAAUCUCGACCAAUUCUGUUAGCCACGUAGCUAGCUAACAUAGACACAUUAUUGGCCAGGUCGCAGUUGUAAAUGAGAACUUGUUCUCAACUGGCUUACCUGGUUAAAUAAAGGUGAAAUAAAAUAUAAAAAUACAUUCCUCUCACCUGCUCCUCAUCAGCAAACAGUUCAUUCAGAUGAUUGACAGUUGAGUUGACAGGAGGCUACAGUACAGGCAUCACAGUAGUGCUGUAACUUAGAAGCUAGUGCAUCCAAAGUGUAUCCUCUAUCUUCCAGAUUUACAUUGCUGUGCUGCUAAUCUUAUGAUCAUGUUUUGUCUGUUUGUUCCUCCAGAGAUCCACACGGAGGUGCAGCAGAAGAACUAUGGGAAGUUUCUGGAGGAGUACACCUCUCAGCUGAAAGGCAUCGAGGACGCUCUCGAUGACUCCAUAGGAGACGUUUGGGACUUCACCCUGGACCCCAUAGCCCUGAAGGUAUCUCUCCCUCUCUCAUCCUGACAUUCACCCAGGUUAACUUUCCAAAGACAGUUUCCUGCUGGAACUGAAUCUGGGCCAGUUUUCCACUGCUCCUGUUUUGGCUGCAGUCAGUGUCAUGACAUUCGGGAUCAUGUUGACUUAGAAUGGAGCACGAAAAUCACUUAAGUGACCUUCGGUGAUGGUGACCACCAUAAUAGAAUGAAUGGAACAGACAGCUCUAUCGAGAAUCAUAGAGCAUGGAUUUUGAUUGGACUGUCCAUUAUACAUUUUCCAUUAUUCUAUGGGGAUUCUAUGGGGACAUGAAACUAACCAAUUUUUUGAUCCUCUUCCUCUUUCAGCUUCUCCCAUAUGAACAGUCCUCGUUGUUGGAACUGAUUAAAACAGACAACAAGGUAAAUGAAGCCAAGAUAAACUAUCCUCAGACAUUUGAGUUAUGAAACUGUAAUAAUAGUUAAUUAAACCAGAAAUAUAUUUGUUUCAUGUAUGUAAUUAUGUCAGUGAAGUAUUGUAAAUCCCUAGCAGCACGUUGCUAUGAAUUUGCUGGCUGUGAUCCAGGAGAUCAUAAUGAAGUCUUGCAAUUUUACCAAGAAGGGAACGGGACUAAGAUUGCAACUCAAAUGUACAAGUGUGCAGUUGAUAUUCUUUCUGUCUUUGCUCUCCACAGGUUCUGAACAAAGUCAUUACAGUGUACGCAGCCCUCUGCAGUGAGGUUAAAAAGCUGAAGUAUGAGGUAAGAAUGAUGUUUCUUCAUUGAUAAAAGGUCUUGUUCAACUUUAACUGUACACUGUGUGUGUUCUUUGCACAUGCAAAUAUUUCAGGAAGUCUGCUUGGCAGCGAGCCAUUUCAACAGUUUUUGAUGUAUACAACAUACAGUACAGCAUGUGCCUUUGUCUCCCUCUGUAGGGGGAAAACAAGUUCUACAACGGCUUGCUGUACUAUGGUGAAGGAGGUAAUCAUCUGUUAUUUAUGUAGCUGAUUUGAUUCUUAAGCUUAUGUGCACUUAUAAAUCUCUAUCUCUUUACCUCUGAAUUAUUGUUAUUUUUUGUCUAACUAACUGUGUGUGUGUGUGUGUGUUCCAGUGUCCGACAGCAGUGUGGUUGAAGGAGAGUCACAGGUUCAGAUGGGCCGGUUCAUCUCCUUCUUUCAGGUCAGUAUGAUGGAGUAAAACUGAGGAAUUACCUAGGGGGGAUUUAUUGUAGUUCUAGGAAUGUCCCUCCCUUUAUCUCUCCAUUUCUCCUCCUCAUCCUCUAUUUCUCUGCUGUAGGAGCUGUCCUGUUUUGUGUCGCGGUGCUUUGAGGUGGUGGUCAACAUUGUCCAUCAGCUGGCGGCACUCUACAACAGCAACAAGUAAGACAUGGACUCAUCUCGGCACCCAGAACCAAAUCUCAUAUGUGCGCCAACCACUAGACAUGGACACAUGCACACCCAUGCAGACACACACACAUUUACUGGAGCUUUAUAUUUACUCUUAUUCAUCUUUCAGGGGAGCCACAAAAAUCAUUGAGUCGUCCGGAGUUCAUUUUCAGACAGUGUAUGAGCACCUGGGGGAGCUGUUGGUGGUUCUACUCACUCUGGAUGAGAUCAUGGAGAAUCACGGCACCCUGAAAGACCACUGGAAGAUGUACAAGAGGUACGCACACACAAACAGACAGAUGCAUGAUGAUACACAGAAAGGUAAAGGAAAUAUAUGUAUUUAGUCUCUCUUCCUUCCUAGGUUACUGAAGUCAGUGCAUCAUAACCCUGGGAAGUUUGCCAUCCCAGAGGAGAAGCUGAAGCCAUUUGAGAAGCUGCUUCUGAAGCUCGAGGGACAGCUGCUGGACGGCAUGAUAUUCCAGGUGUGUACGCCCCUCAGUCCUUUCAUGUUGGUGACAUCACUUCCUGGUGAAGGAUACUUGGGUCUCAUUCAAUAUGCAUGACGGUUUCAGAUUUUUUUUCUGUACACCUUGCUGAAAGGGGGUACUACUGCUACUCCUGAACUCACCCAUGACGUUUCUGUCUGUCUGUGUGUAUGUUGGCCAGGCGUGUGUGGAGCAGAGGUUUGACGACCCAGGAGAGGGAGUGUCGGUCUCUAAAAACAGUGCCUUCGCUGAAGAGUUUGCCCUCAACAUCCGCACUAUAUUCACCAACGUGGAGUCCAAGAUCGGUCAGUCUCUUUGGUCAAUCUACAAUAGGCAUUGUACUGUAAAUGCAAAUACUGCGACUAGUACAGUCUUCUUUGCACAUUUCAGCAUUGUUGUUUACUGGACAGAAAAUGAAGGUCGAAAUCUUGUGUAUAUUUAGUUAGUUUGUGUCUCUGGGGUGUGUUUUUAGGCGAGCCCUCAGAGAUAGACCAGAGGGAUAAGUAUGCUGGGGUCUGUGGACUUUAUGUUCUUCACUUUCACGUCUUCAGAACUGUCGACAAGAAGCUCUACAAAGCCCUGCUAGACAUCUGCAAAAAGGUGUGUGUUUGACUUAAGGUUCUGUAGUUUUAUUUGUGUGUGUGAACAUACACUGAACAAAAAUAUAAACGCAACAUUAAAAAAAAUAUGUAAACAUGAAAAGUGUUGGUCACAUGUUUCAUGAGCUGAAAUAAAAUAUCCCAGAAAUUGUCCAUAUGCACAAAAAGCUUACUUCUCUAAAAUGUUUUGCACAAAUUUGCUUACAUCCCUUUUAGUGAGCAUUUCUCUUUUGCCAAGAUAAUCCAUCCACCUGACCGGUGUGGCAUAUCAAGAAGCUGAUUAAACAGCAUGAUCAUUACACAGGUGCACCUUGUACUGGAGACCAUAAAAAGCCACUCUAAAAUGUGUAGUUUUGCCACAGAUGUCUCAAGUUUUGAGGGAGUUUGUAAUUGGCGUGCUGACUAAAGGAAUGUCCACCAGAACUGUUGCCAGAUAAUUGAAUGUUCAUUGCUCUACCAUAAGCUGCCUCCAACGUCAUUUUAGAGAAUUUGGCAGUACGUCCAAUUGACCUCACAACUGCAGACCACGUGUAACCACGCCAGCCCAGGACCUCCACUUCCGGCUUCUUCACCUGCGGGAUGGUCUGAGACAAGCCACACGGACAGCUGAUGAAACUGUGGGUUUGCACAUCCGAAGAAUUUCUGCACAAACUGUCAGAAACCAUCUCAGGGAAGCUCAUCUGCGUGCUCGUCGUCCUCACCAGGGUCUUGACCUGACUGCAGUUUGGCGUUGUAACUUUGUGGGCAAAUGCUCACCUUCGAUGGCCACUGGCACGUUGGAGAAGUGUGCUCUUCACAGAUGGCAGACGUAUGGCGUCGUGUGGGCGAGUGGUUUGCUGAUGUCAACAUUGUGAAAAGAGUGCCCCAUGGUGUCGGUGGGAUUAUGGUAUGGGCUGGCAUAAGCUACGGACAACGAACACAAUUGCAUUUUAUCUAGUUCAAUUUGAAUGGAUAGAUAUACCGUGACGAGAUCCUGAGGCCCAUUGUCGUGCCAUUCAUCCGCCGCCAUCACCUCGUGUUUCAGCAUGAUAAUGCACGGUCCCAUGUCGCAAGGAUCUGUACAUAAUUUCUGGAAGUUGAAAAUGUCCCAGAUCUUCCAUAGCCUGCAUACUCACCAGACAUGUUACCCAUUGAGCAUGUUUGGGAUGCUCUGGAUCGACGUGUAUGACAGUGUGUUCCAGUUCCCGCCAAUAUCCAGCAACUUCGCACAGCUAUUGAAGAGGAGUGGGACAACAUUCCACAGGCCACAAUCAACAGCCUGAUCAACUCUAUGCGAAGGAGAUGUGUCACGCUGCAUGUUGCAAAUGGUGGUCACACCAGAUACUGACUGGUUUUCUGAUCCAUAUCUGUAUUCCCAGUCUUGUGAAAUCUAUAGAUUAGGGCCUAAUUUAUUUAUUUCAAUUGACUGAUUUCCUUAUAUGAACUGUAUCAGUAAAAUCUUUGAAAUUGUUACAGUGUAUUUAUCUUGUGAGAGUGCGGUGGUUUAACCCUUCUAAAUCCUCUCCCCUUUCUCUCCCUUCUAUCUCUCCAUUCUCUCAUCCUCUCUCCCUUCUCCUCUCCCCCUCUCUUCCUUCUCCCUUUUCUGUCUUUUCUCCCUCACUCCCUUCUCUUCUACCCUCUCUCCAUCUCUCUCCCUUCUCCUCUCCCCCCAGGUGCCUGCAGUGACUCUGACAUCUAACAUCAUCUGGUUCCCUGACACCUUCCUCAUGGCCAAGGUCCCGGCUGCAGCCAAGCUUAUGGACAAGAAGAGCGUUCAGAGCAUUAGAGCACAGAGAGACGCAUAUCUGCAGCAGAGAGCACAGACUCUCACCAAGUAGGUCCAUCAGUCAGUUCAUCACAUUUCCAAAAUUAGUUUUGCUUUAACCCCUUGAUUACAGUUGAGCAUGAGGGUAGUCAUAGUCUGUUUCCUGUGUCCUCGGAGUUAACAUAUACAUACAGUGCCUUCGGAAUAUUAUUCAGACCCCUUGUCUUUUUCCACAUUCUGUUACGUCAUAGCCUUAUUCUAAAAUGAAUUAAAUAAAUAAAAAUAUUCAGAAAUCUACACACAAUAUCCCAUAAUGACAAAGCGAAAAUAGGUUUUUAGAACUUUUUGCAAAUGUAUACAAAAUUUAAACAGAAAUACCUUAUUUACAUAAGUAUUCAGACCCUUUGUGAUGAGAUUGGAAAUUGAGCUCAGGUGCAUCCUGUUUCCAUGGAUCAUCCUUGAGAUGUUUCUACAACUUGAUUGGAGUCCACCUGUGGUAAAUUCAAUUGAUUGGACAUGAUUAGCAAAGGCACACACCUGUCUAUAUAAAGGUCCCACAGUUGACAGUCAAUGUCAGAGCAAAAACCAAGCCAUGAGGUCGAAUGAAUUGUCUGUAGAGCUCCGAGACAGCAUUGUGUCGAGGCACAAAUCUGAGGAAGGGUACCAAAAAAUGUCUGCAGCAUUGAAGGUCCCCAAGAACACAGUGGCCUCCAUCAUUCUUAAAUGGAAGAAGUUUGGAACCACCAAGACUCUUCCUAGAGCUGGCCGACCGGCCAAACUGAGCAAUCGGGGGAGAAGGACCUUGGUCAAGGAGGUGACCAAGAACCCAAUGGUCACUCUGACAUAGCUCUAGAGUUCCUCUAUGGAGAUGGGAGAACCUUCCAGAAGUACAACCAUCUCUGCAGCACUCCACCAAUCAGGCCUUUAUGGUAGAGUGGCCAGAUGGAAGCCACUCCUCAGUAAAAGGCACAUGACAGCCCGCUUGGAGUUUGCCAAAAGGCACAUAAAGACUCUCAGACCAUGAGAAACAAGAUUCUCUGGUCUGAUGAAACCAAGAUUUAACUAUUUGGCCUGAAUGCCAAGCGUCACGUCUGGAGGAAACCUGGCACCAUCCCUACGGUGAAGCAUGGUGGUGGCAGCAUCAUGCUGUGGGGAUGUUUUUCAGCGGCAGGGACUGGGAGACUAGUCAGGAUCGAGGCAAAGAUGAACGGAGCAAAGUACAGAGAGAUCUCCGGUCCACAGGACAACGAACCUAAGCACACCCCAUCCAACCUGAUAGAGCUUAAGAGGAUCUGCAGAGAAGAAUGGGAGAAACUCCCCAAAUACAGGUGUGCCAAGCUUGUAGCGUCAUACCCAAGAAGAAUCAAGGCUGUAAUCACUGCCAAAGGUGCUUUAAACAAGUACUGAGUAAAGGGUCUGAAUACUUAUGUAAAUGUCAUAUUUCAAUUUUUUAUUUGUAAUAAAUUUGCAAAAAUGUCAUUUGUCAUUAUGGGGUAUUGUGUGUAGAUUGUUGAGGGGGAAGAAAACAAUUGAAUCCAUUUUAGAUAAGGCUGUAACGUAACAAACUGUGGAAAAGGUCCAGGGGUCUGAAUACUUUCCGAAGGCACUGUAUAUGAUCUAUUAUCUCUCCCUGUCAGGGAUGUUCAGUCUUACUACGUGUUUGUGACGUCCUGGAUGAUGAAGAUGGAGGCCAUCUCGUCGAAGGAGCAGCGCAACGACAAGCUGUCAGAGGAACUCAGUAGCAGGUGUAACAUCUUUGUGCAGGUGUGGACUGACGUUAUUAACUAACCUUUCAGAAACUGCUCAAACAGUACCAGGGGGAUGAUUUUAUGUCAUAUUAUCUUCCAUGUCUCCCCUGCAGGGUAUCCUGUAUGCCUACAGUAUCGGCACCAUCAUCAAGACUACCAUGAACCUGUACAUGUCCAUGCAGAGACCCAUGACCAAGGCCUCCGUCAAAGCCCUCUGCAGACUGGUCGAGCUGCUCAAGGUGUGUGUGUGUGCGUGCUAAUUUAUUGUUGUGCAUUAUGAUAAAUAACUAUAGAUCAAACAUUGUGAAUGUAUCAAACACAACAGUUGAAUGAGGUGUGAUGUGACUUCCUCCCUGGUCAGGCAGUGGAGCACACGUUCCACAGGCGGUCCAUGGUGGUGGCCGACUCUGUCUCCCACAUAACCCAGCACCUGCAGUCCCAGGCCCUCAGCUCCAUCGGCACCGCUAAGGUAAACACUACUCUCAUCUCAAUUCAGGAUAUUUAUUGUGUAGGGAAAUUCAAUUUACAGCCAGGAGAUUACAGAAAUGCAACAUUUAUACACCUUAUAUUCACAUCUGACAAAGAAACACAUUUCUAUAAUUUCUCCCAUCAGUUUGAAUAUGUUUCUCUUCUGUAGAAAAGGGUGAUCUCUGACAAGAAGUACAGCGAGCAGCGUCUGGAUGUGCUGUCAUCACUGGUGAUGGCAGAGAAUGCUCUCAAUGGGCCCAGCACUAAAGAGCGCCGCCUAGUGGUUUCCCUGGCACUCAGUGUGGGAACACAGAUGGUACGACCAUUGAUCAAGUUUCUUCUGCCUAGGGUUGCAAAAGUCCAGUAAUUUUCUUAACAUUUCCAGGUUUUCCAAAAAUCCCAGUUGGAAUUUUCCUGGAAUCAGGAGGGAUUAAGCAGGAAAUCCAGGAAUCCUCCAACUGGGAAUUCAUGAAAAUCUCGGAAUUUGGGGAAAAUUAAAUGUGAACUGACAUGUAUGUUAUGUUGUGAUGGUAACUUCCUCCAAAUUAUUCCAGAAAACCUUCAAAGACGAGGAGUUGCUCCCACUGCAGCUGGUGCUAAAGAAGCUGGACCUGAUCAGUGAGCUCAAGGAGAGGUGAGGGGAACACACGGCCUGGGAAAUCCCACUGAGCUAAAGCCUAGGCAUUAGCUAUAGGACCUAACACAAGUCUUCAGUUCUAUUUUAGCAAACUAAAAACCCAGGAAAACACCUGAAACCUAAGUGAAUUAAUAUGAAUGUGAUGUACCGGUAUCUAAUAUACCACUGUUCACUGAUCAGGGUGAAGGUCCAGUGUGACUGUAGUUUCCUGUACUGGCACAGAGCUGUAUUUCCGAUCUACCUGGAUGAUGUGUACGACCACGCUGUAGAUGCUGCACGGAUACACGUAAGCACUGAACGCACCUCUAUUCUCUCAGCGUCAAGAGAUAUCCUUACUCUCACUUUCAUAGCAUACUAGCCAUAAAGAUUGUGAACUGCCAGCACUUCUCUACCAACAUGUAGCUCGCUGUUCUGCUUCUCAUUGGUUCCUGUUGUCUCUCUUGAUGCAUUGAUUGGUCCGCUUGGCUGUCCCUUCUCCUGGUUGUUGGAUAUGAUUCGCCGGACCUGGUGUCGCUCCUCCCCAUGGCUGUUUAUGAUUGGCUGAUGCAGUACAUGUUCAGCGCCCUGAGGGACAGCGUGCCCACCAUGCUUCACGCUAAACACAUGGAGUCAUGUGACCAGCUACUGGAGAGCUACGACACCGAGAUCAUGGAGGUGUUCAAUGAGGUGAGGAGAGAGGGAGGAGAGAGGUGAGAUGGGGUGGGUUAGGGUAGGUCUGAAAAUCUGUAUACAGUGAGGGAAAAAAGUAUUUGAUCCCCUGCUGAUUUUGUAUGUUUGCCCACUGACAAAGACAUGAUCAGUCUAUAAUUUUAAUGGUAGGUUUAUUUGAACAGUGAGAGACAGAAUAACAACAAAAAUAUCCAGAAAAACGCAUGUCAAAAAUGUUAUAAAUUGAUUUGCAUUUUAAUGAGGGAAAUAAGUAUUUGACCCCUCUGCAAAACAUGACUUGGUGGCAAAACCCUUGUUGGCAAUCACAGAGGUCAGAUGUUUCUUUUAGUUGGCCACCAGGUUUGCACACAUCUCAGGAGGGAUUUUGUUCCACUCCUCUUUGCAGAUCUUCUCCAAGUCACUAAGAUUUUGAGGCUGACGUUUGGCAACUCGAACCUUCAGCUCCCUCCACAGAUUUUCUAUGGGAUUAAGGUCUGGAGACUGGCUAGGCCACUCCAGGACCUUAAUGUGCUUCUUCUUGAGCCACUCCUUUGUUGCCUUGGCCGUGUGUUUUGGGUCAUUGUCAUGCUGGAAUACCCAUCCACGACCCAUUUUCAAUGCCCUGGCUGAGGGAAGGAGGUUCUCACCCAAGAUUUGACGGUACAUGGCCCCGUCCAUCGUCCCUUUGAUGCGGUGAAGUUGUCCUGUCCCCUUAGCAGAAAAACACCCCCAAAGCAUAAUGUUUCCACCUCCAUGUUUGACGGUGGGGAUGGUGUUCUUGAGGUCAUAGGCAGCAUUCCACCUCCUCCAAACACGAGUUGAGUUGAUGCCAAAGAUCUCGAUUUUGGUCUCAUCUGACCACAACACUUUCACCCAGUUCUCCUCUGAAUCAUUCAGAUGUUCAUUGGCAAACUUCAGACAGGCCUUUAUAUGUGCUUUCUUGAGCAGGGGGACCUUGCGGGCGCUGCAGGAUUUCAGUCCUUCACUGCGUAGUGUGUUACCAAUUGUCUUCUUGGUGACUAUGGUCCCAGCUGCCUUGAGAUCAUUGACAAGAUCCUCCCGUGUAGUUCUGGGCUGAUUCCUCACCGUUUUCAUGAUCAUUGCAACUCCACGAGGUGAGAUCUUGCAUGGAGCCCCAGGCCGGGGGAGAUUGACAGUUCUUUUGUGUUUCUUCCAUUUGCGAAUAAUCGCACCAACUGUUGUCACCUUCUCACCAAGCUGCUUGGCGAUGGUGUUGUAGCCCAUUCCAGCCUUGUGUAGGUCUACAAUCUUGUCCCUGACAUCCUUGGAGAGAUCUUUGGUCUUGGCCAUGGUGGAGAGUUUGGAAUCUGAUUGAUUGAUUGCUUCUGUGGACAGGUGUCUUUUAUACAGGUAACAAGCUAAGAUUAGGAGCACUCCCUUUAAGAGUGUGCUCCUAAUCUCAGCUCGUUACCUGUAUAAAAGACACCUGGGAGCCAGAAAUCUUUCUGAUUGAGAGGGGGUCAAUUACUUAUUUCCCUCAUUAAAAUGCAAAUCAAUUUAUAACAUUUUUGACAUGCAUUUUUCUGGAUUUUUUUGUUGUUAUUCUGUCUCUCACUGUUCAAAUACACCUACCAUUAAAAUUAUAGACUGAUAAUUUCUUUGUCAGUGGGCAAACGUACAAAAUCAGCAGGGGAUCAAAUACUUUUUUCCCUCACUGUAUAUUCCCUGUAUAAAUCCCACCUUCCCCCAUCUCUUUCCACACCCCUCCAUCUCCCACCCUUCAUCACUCCCCCUUCUCAGCACCUGUUGGACAAGCUGUGUAAAGAGAUAGAGAAGGACCUGCGUCUGUCUGUCCACACACACCUGAAGCUGGACGACAGGAACCCCUUCAAGGUGGGCAUGAAGGACCUGGCCCACUUCUUCUACCUCAAACCCAUCCGCUUCUUCAACCGCUUCAUACACAUUAAAGGUAGCUGCGCACUGCACUGGAUGGGCCCCUGGGAUAUAGCACUGUGGUGUGUUUGUGUGUGUGUGGUUUUCAUGUCCUUUACCAUGAUGUGUGUGUGUGUGGGGGGGAUGAUAUAUGUGUGUGGUUUUCAUGUCCUUUACCAUAAUGUGUGUUCAGUCUGUUCUAUGCAUGUUUGUUUGUGUGUCUUUGUCUCAGAGUAUGUCUCACAGUGUGUGUGUCGUCCCCACAGCUUAUGUGACUCACUACCUGGAUAAGACAUUCUAUAACCUGACCACGGUGGCUCUGCAUGACUGGGCCACCUACAGCGAGAUGAGGAACCUGGCUACACAGCGCUACGGACUCAUGAUGACAGAGGCACACCUACCCAGCCAGACCCUAGAACAGGUGGUGGUGUUUGUAGAGAGAUGUUGGUAGAGAGAGAGAGUGUGGGUAGAGAGAGAGUGUGGGUAGAGAGAGAGUGUGGGUAGAGAGAGAGUGUGGGUAGAGAGAGAGUGUGGGUAGAGAGAGAGUGUGGGUAGAGAGAGAGUGUGGGUAGGAGAGAGUGUGGGUAGAGAGAGAGUGUGGGUAGAGAAGGUGUAGGUAGAGAGAGUGUGGUGUGUGUGGAAGAGAGAGGGUGUAGCUGGUGAGAGUGGUGGGUGAGGAGUGGGGUAGAGAGAGUGUGUGGGUAGAGAGAGUGUGUGGGUAGAGAGAGUGUGUGGGUAGAGAGAGUGUGUGGGUAGAGAGAGUGUGUGGGUAGAGAGAGUGUGUGGGUAGAGAGAGUGUGUGGGUAGGAGAGUUGUGGGUAGGAGGUGUGUGGGUAGGAGAGUGUGGGGUAGAGAGAGUGGUGUGGGUAGGAGUAAGAGGGGGGGGUGAGGAGAGGAGAGUGAGAGAGGUUGGCGUGGGGGUAGUUAGGAGAGGAGGAGACAGAGGGGGAGAGUAGAGAGGGGAUGAGAGAGUGAGAGGGUUGGGGGGGGAGGAGGAGACGAGAGAGAGGAGACGGUGGGGUGGGGAUGAGAGAGAGAGAGAGGAGGAGGGGCUGGGGGGAGGAGAGGAGUGAGAGAAGAGGAGAGGAGGGUGGGGGGGGGGGAGAGAGAGAGAGUGAUGGGGGGGAGAGACGAGAGAGAGGUGGGGGGGGAGAGAGAGAGAGGUGUGUGGGGGCGGGCGGCGAUGUGGGGUGGCGCGGCCGCGGUGUGGGGUGGGCGCGAGCGCGGCUGUCGGGGGGCGCGCGCAGAGGCGCGUGUGUGGGGGGGAGCGUGGUGUGGGGGGAGAGCGGGUGUGUGGGGGGGACAGGCGAGCGUGUGUGGGGGGGGCGCUUGAGAUGGGUGAGAGAGAUUUGGUGUGAUUGUGUGGUCAUUUGAAAUGAAGUCAUGCUCGCAGAUCAGGAUUCAAUACUGAACUGGCUUUUUCCGCGCUAUGGCCACCUUUUAAAGGCAAAUGUUUAGCCGGGAGACUGCAUUCAUGGUAAAAGCUGCAUAGGCUAUGUCGGCUAAAUCGGAAAUGACCUUUAAAUAGCUCAUAGUCGACACAGGCCAGGAUUCAAUCAAAUAGCGCUGUGUCCUUUUGCUCUGGCCAGGGACUGGACGUGUUGGAGAUAUGAGGAACAUCCAUGUGUUUGUGUCCCGCUAUCUCUACAACCUCAACAACCAGGUAAGAGGUCUCUCUUCCCUGUCUGUCCUGUCUGUUUCACCUGUCCUGUAUGUCUAAACUGUCCUGUCCUGUCUGUCUCACCUGUCUGUCUGUCCCUCAGAUCUUCAUCGAGAAGACAAGCAACAACAAGCACCUGAACACCAUCAACAUCCGCCACAUCGCCAACUCCAUCCGCACCCACGGCACGGGCAUCAUGAACACCACAGUCAACUUCACCUACCAGUUCCUGAGGAAGAAGUUCUACAUCUUCAGUCAGUUCAUGUACGAUGAGCACAUAAAGUCCAGACUCAUCAAAGACAUACGCUUCUUCAGGGAGACCAAAGACCAGUCAGACCAGAAGGUAACGGGGCCUCACUUCACCUUUUCAGCUGUGUGGAAAAACCUGUUGUGAAGUCAUACAUUCAUGGCCAGUCUUUCCCUUUAGAUUAUAGAAUUGAAGAACUAGUCACGAAAGGCUCCGGUUUUAAAAACAAACAGGAGUGUUGCUCCUGGACUGACAUUUCCUCUGACUGUAUCACUAUAUAUGUAUGUUUGUGAUCUAGUACCCGUUUGAGAGGGCAGAGAAGUUUAACCGUGGCAUCAGGAAGCUUGGCAUCACCCCAGACGGGCAGAGUUACCUGGACCAGUUUAGACAACUCAUUAGCCAGAUCGGUAAUGCCAUGGGCUACGUGCGCAUGAUCCGCUCUGGAGGACUCCACUGUUGCAGCAGCGCCAUCAGGUACCAGACACAGGGCAUUAAUAGUAUGUUAUAACACUUUAAGAUAUGGAAUGUUCUACUCUGUUUGUGUUUCCCAGGUUUGUCCAAGCUUGGAGAUUUAGUACUGUAAGGGUUGUGGGUAAUGUAGUUCUUGGAGAUGUAGUACUGUAAAGGGGGUUGUGGGUAAUGUAGUUUUAUAGUAAAUGGUGAGCCAUAGACCCACUUGUGUAUUGUGUGUUUCCCAGGUUUGUCCCUGACCUGGAGGAUAUAGUGAACUUUGAGGAGCUGGUGAAGGAGGAGGGGCUUUCAGAGGAGACCCAGAAAGCUGCCAGGUAUGCUUGUGUGUGUGCACCUGAUGUAUUUCAAUUCACACAGAUUUAACCAAAACAAUUGCUCUCUGUGGGGUAAAUAAAGGUUUCUUAUCUCUUCUGAAUGUGUCUUCCUCUCAGCCUUCUGGACUCUGUGCUGGGGGAUCUGACCAGUAACUCUGCCGAGGGGACAGAGUACUUCAAGAUGCUGGUGGGAGUGUUCGCCCCCGAGUUCCGCAGCAUCAAGAACAUGCACCUGAGAAACUUCUACAUGAUCGUACCUCCUUUGGUGUGUCCUUUCACUCCUCUCUCUAUUCAUCUUUCACUCAUGUCUGAGCACUUCGUCUCUGUUCGUUGGUCUGUCUGUCAGGCUUUCACCCAGCUCUGUGAGCAGUCUGUCCAUCCCUCUCUCUUCAUUUGUCAACUCCUCUCCUUUGGGAUCUAUUCUCUCCUUUACGUGUAUCUGUUUAUCUAUCGGUCUCUCUCCCUGUCCAUCUCGCUUUCUGUUCUAAAGCGGCUAUACCUUCUCUUAUACAACCUCUCCUUUCCUCUCCUUCAGACAGUGAAUUUUGUUGAGCACUCCAUCGGCUGCAAGGAGAAACUCAACAAGAAGAACAAAGUAGGGGCAGCCUUCACAGACGAUGGCUUUGCCAUGGGUGAGUCAUUGUGUUAUGAUCUUUCACAGAUCACUGUAUGUAGUAGGAUAGGAUUAAACUUUCACAUUGGUUGUUGAUGAUUUUCACUGAUCUUUGUUAUCUCACCCUCAUCUCUCUCCCUUCCUUCCUUCCUCUUCUCCCCUCCUCUUUCUCCUUCCUCCCUCUCCAACCUCCCCUCUCCCUCCUACACUUCCCUCUCCAACCUCCCCUCUCCCUCCUACCCUUCCCUCUCCAACCUCCCCUCUCCCUCCCUCCUCCCUCUCCCAACCUCCCCGUCUCCCUCUCCCUCCCCUCCCUCUCCAACCUCCCUCUCGCCCCCCACCCCCCCUCUCCCUCCCUCCUCCCUCUCCCUCCUCCCCCUCCUCUCCACCUGCCGCCGUCUCCCUCCCCCUCCCUCUCCCUCCUACCCCUCCCUCUCCAACCUCCCCUCUCCCUCCUACCCGUCCCCUCUCCCUCCUACCCCUCCCUCUCCCUCCCAUCCCCCCCUCUCCCUCACUCCUACCCCUCCCUGUCCCUCCCUCACCCCCUCUCCCUCCUACUACCUCCCUCUCCAUCCGUCCCUCCCUCUCCCUCCACCCCUCCCCUCCCCUCUCCCUCCUACCCCUCCCUCUCCUACCUCUUCCCUCUCCUGCCCCAGGUGUGGCCUACAUCCUGAAGCUGCUGGACCAGUACUUGGAGUUUGACUCCCUCCACUGGUUCCAGGCGGUCAGGGAGAAGUACAUGAAGGAGAUGAGUGCUGUGGUGAAGGAACAGAACGUCCAGGCCACCAGCCAGGAUGAGAAGCUCCUGCAGACCAUGAACCUCACCCAGAAGAGGCUGGACAUCUACCUGCAGGUACAUGUCUGACCACUGACCUCAUAUCUAGGAUUAGAUUAUUCAACCUCAAGUCUUAGCUUUGACCAUCAUGAGGGUUUGACAAUAUCUGAUCCUGGGACAGUAACCUACCUACUGCUGCAAAAGGAGAGGAGGGGGAAUAUGAGCUUGGCAGCUUUGUAUGUAAGACACUGAAAUAAUCAAUUCAACCAAUCAAUCACUAAUGCCCCCUCUCUGUUGUCUCCUUUAGGAGUUUGAACUGCUUCACUUCUCCUUGAGCAGCGCUCGGAUCUUCUUCAGGGCUGACAAGACGGCCGCAGAGGAGACCCAGGAGAGGAAGGACAGAGGUCAGGGGUCAUGAGGGCGGGCAGGUAGCCUAGCGGUUAGAGUGUUGGGCCAGUUACCGAAAGGUUGCUUGUUCGAAUCCCAGAGCUGACUAGGUGGAAAAAUCGUUCGAUCUGCCCUUGAGCAAGGCAUUUAACCCUAAUUGCUCCAGGGUCGCUGGCCGUGAUCCCUGGCCGUGACCCCACUCUCCGGGGGAGUGGGAUAUGCAAAAAACUAAUUGCCAUUUCACACCACACACAUGUACAUGUGUGAAACAGGACAAAUAUAAGCGCCCCCCCCCUAUUUGACCUUUUGAGGAGGGGUCACUGGGGGAGGUCAAUCUGGUUUCCAUGGAAACCACUCUGUUUUUGUUUAAUUUUCUAUUUUACCUUUAUUUAAACAGGGAGUCACCAUUGAGACCAGGGUCUCUUUCGCAACGGAGCCCGGCACAUACAAUUCUUGUGACAAAAUCAGAUCAGUGCAAAAACAAAUUAAAAUACAGCAGAAAAAACGAUCAAGAAAAAGAAAACAGCCACAUUCCUCAGCAAAUAGUUCUCCAAUCUAUAUUUUGUGGAGGAGAGAUGUAGAAAUACAUUUUCAAUUCAUGUAAUGAUGGUUGUGCAAGUUGUGUUUUGCAUAGUGUCUUUAUGGAGAGUACCAAAGCACUUUACAGGAAGAUUAGCUGAUGUUAUGCCAUCAGCUAAUGGGGAAAGCUUUAAAUCUUGUGGAAUAAUGUUAUGUAAAAAUGACCGUCUUUAUUUCUGUCUUUCAGAAGUGGCUGCCAAAGCAGUGCCCACCUGUACAGAUGGCUCUGAACUUCUAAAAGACUUCUAAGGGACACUCAUGACUUCAUAGGUCAGAGUUCAAAUAUCAGUGCUGGGACUAAUCUGGAGCACAGGGGCACGCCACUGGAUGGAGAGGAGGAUAAGGUGGGGGAAAAACGGGCAGAAGACUACUGUCAUGUCCUGUGAUAUAACAGUGAAAGUAGAAGACUGGAGUGUGUUCCUAGAGACAUGGAAGCCCCCCUUAGCAGGAAACGGGACAAUGAUGGAGAAAGAUCCAUUCUUUGCCCCUGAACUGCUGGUCCUUUGUGUUCUAGAUGGGUCCUGGGAGGCUCUGGUGAGAGAGGCAGAGAGGGUUCUAGUAAUGAUUUGCUUCAUGUGAUUCUGGUCUCAUGUCUGCAAAGCAUCUCAUGAUUAUGUCCCCAUGGAGGUGUCGCAUCAUUAAUAAAAUGGCAUCUCUUUCUCAAUCGCUCAAACACACGCUCUUCUCUCUGUUGUCUGUCUCUUUCUCUGAUUAGCUACUUUGUAGCUUUUAACUGGACUGCUUCUUAUCAUUUAUUUUGGGGGAUGAGUAGUGAAUGUCAGGCAAAAUGUUAUUUCUUUUCUGUGGCUACAUUUGAUUGGUUAUAAUAAAUAAAUAAUGAGAGAGAGAGACAGCGAGAUAUGUCAGCAGACUGUUUACUCAGCCUGAAUAGACUAGAUGUCCAGUGGCACAACAGGCCAGAGAUAUGAUCAAAUCAGCAGCUCUGUAAUUAAUGACUCCGAUAUCGGGGAGAUGAUGUGUAAUCAAUUACGUUGAUUGAUGGAUUUGUAUCUGUGUGUACAUGUUACUUUCCACUUUUGGUUCUCAGACAUAAUGCUGAAACUCACGUCUUAAUCCUAACAUUUAUCUGCUACCUCUUCUGCAGUGCUGACAUCAUAGCCUGUGUCCGUGUAAUGUUGAGCAUCACAAUGAAUGAACACACAAUAAUCGGAUGUUCUUGCAGAAGAGAAGAGUGAUUUGUUGUGGUAGCUGGAUUCUCUGUAGUGUCUCCAUAGAAUAUUAUGAUGAUGUGUGUGCAUCACAUUUGACUUCAUGAAUGUUUUCAAAGUGCAAAGACAGACAUGACUUGAGUUGAAAUGCCAAGGUAGACAUUUUAUGUUUAUAUGAAAUUCUAUUGGAUUUCACUCCUUGCCAUUGUGAUUUUCUUUAAGUUCAGGCCAGGGUGCCUUUUUGAUUGUUCAAUGAUGACUCAUAUUGUGUAUGUUUCUAGACAUAAAAUACUGGUUGAACAUGCCAAGUCAUGAUGUCAUAGGGCCCUGUGUUUUGGGCAAUCAUGUAACAUGACCUGGAUUUUAACCUUUAU